AUGGCGGACUACGAUCUCACCACAAAAAUUGCUCACUUUUUGGACCGUCAUCUUGUGUUCCCUUUGCUGGAGUUUCUCUCAGUUAAAGAGAUCUACAAUGAGCAAGAACUUCUUCAUGGCAAGUUGGAUCUUCUCAGUGAGACAAACAUGGUUGACUUUGCCAUGGAUGUCCACAAGAGCCUUUUCCCUGACAAGGAAAUACCACACACCCUGAGGGAAAAAAGGACUGAAGUGGUGGCCCAACUCAAACAACUCCAGUCUGAGACGGAGCCUAUUGUGAAAAUGUUUGAAGACCAAGAAACAAUGAAGCAGAUGCAAUCUACCAGAGAUGGAAGAAUGCUCUUUGAGUAUUUGGCUGAAAAGCAUAACUUUCGUCAGGAGUACUUGGAUACACUCUACAGAUAUGCCAAGUUUCAGUAUGAAUGUGGAAACUACUCUGGAGCAGCUGAAUACCUUUACUUUUUUCGUGUAUUGGUUCCUGUUACAGACCGAAAUGCCCUGAGUUCUCUUUGGGGCAAGCUGGCCUCUGAGAUUUUAAUGCAGAACUGGGAUUCAGCGAUGGAGGACCUCACUCGUCUGAGGGAGACGAUCGACAACAAUACGGUCAGCUCUCCUCUCCAGUCUCUGCAGCAGAGGACAUGGCUAAUCCACUGGUCUCUCUUUGUUUUUUUCAACCAUCCCAAGGGCAGAGACAAUAUCAUUGAGCUAUUUCUCUAUCAACCCCAAUACCUGAAUGCCAUUCAGACCAUGUGCCCCCACAUCUUGCGUUACCUAACCACAGCAGUCAUCACUAACAAGGAUGUCCGUAAGCGUCGGCAGGUUCUGAAGGAUCUGGUGAAAGUCAUACAGCAGGAAUCCUACACUUACAAAGAUCCAAUUACAGAGUUUGUGGAGUGCCUCUACGUGAAUUUUGAUUUUGAUAGUGCUCAGAAGAAACUUCGGGAGUGUGAGUCUGUUCUGGUGAAUGACUUCUUCUUGGUUGCCUGCCUGGAGGACUUCAUUGAAAAUGCCAGACUUUUCAUUUUUGAGACCUUCUGCAGAAUUCACCAGUGCAUUAGCAUCAGUAUGCUGGCGGACAAGCUGAACAUGACACCUGAAGAAGCUGAGAGAUGGAUCGUAAACCUGAUUCGUAAUGCCAGAUUGGAUGCCAAGAUUGACUCCAAACUUGGCCAUGUGGUUAUGGGAAACAAUGCCGUAUCACCUUACCAGCAAGUGAUUGAGAAGACUAAAAGCCUUUCCUUCCGAAGCCAAAUGUUGGCUAUGAACAUUGAGAAGAAGCAGGCCCACAACAACAGGAACGAGACUCCUAACUGGGCAGGCCAGGAUGCAGCGCUGCCGAAAAAAAGCAAGUUUGUCCCGUACGUAGAAGGGAUGCUGUACGUCUCCGAGCUGCACUUGCCCUCCGAAGGAACAGGGAAACUGGAGGUGGACAUCCAAAAGUCUGUCCAAGCCACACGACCUGCACUCGAACCUUCCUCGUUUCUUGACUGGAGUCCGAACACCGACCCCACCGUCCAGAUGCAGUUUCGACUCUUCUCUUUUGCCCUGAUCGUUUUGAACUGUAUGGAGUACAGCAGCUGUCAGGCGCCCUCGCACCGCUGGAGGAGAAACAAAAGAGCGAGCUAUGGAGCGUAUCCAAUCUGUAAAGGCUGCUCGGUGUGCUCCAGAGACAACGGUUGUGUAAACUGCCAGCCCAAACUCUUCCUGUUCCUGCGUCGUGAGAGGAUGAGACAGUAUGGGGAGUGUCUGCAGCACUGUCCAGCCGGAUACUACGGCAUGAGGACCCCAGAUGUUAACAUGUGCUCAAGGUGCAGGAUCGAGAACUGUGAGUCCUGCUUCAGUAAAGACUUUUGCACCAAGUGUAAAGCUGGUUUUUACCUGCACAAAGCCCGCUGCCAUGAAAAGUGCCCUGAGGGUUUCGCUCCGCUGGAGGACACCAUGGAGUGUGGAGAAGGCUGUGAGGUGGGCCACUGGAGCGAAUGGGGAGCAUGCACCAGGAGAAACAAAACCUGCGGAUACAAGUGGGGUCUGGAGACACGGACACGGCACAUUGUAAAGAAACCGCCCAAGGACACAAUACCCUGCCCCACCAUCGCAGAGUCCCGAAUGUGCAAAAUGUCUAUGCGGCACUGCAGAAGAGGGGGCUCGGGGAAGCACCCAUCCAAAGAGGAAAAGAAGAAGAAGAAGAAGCAGCGGCUGCGAUUUCGGGCUCACAACCAACACACUGACCACCUGGCUGCUGUCCGCUCUAACGCAGUGACCAUUCAGGUGACCUUCGCCCAAAGCCCUCCCCCUGCUCCAUCACCUCGACAUGGGCCUUUUACGUUGUCGCUAACCGUCCAAGAGUGA
Knipowitschia caucasica is the source of this 2349-nucleotide messenger RNA. The record is from the annotation of a GenBank genome assembly. Lineage: Eukaryota; Metazoa; Chordata; Actinopteri; Gobiiformes; Gobiidae.